Messenger RNA from Exophiala spinifera, 3393 nucleotides. RefSeq lists its product as uncharacterized. Gene Ontology annotation, molecular function: transmembrane transporter activity. NCBI's taxonomy places the organism in Eukaryota, Fungi, Ascomycota, Eurotiomycetes, Chaetothyriales, Herpotrichiellaceae. The coding region runs from base 1 to 3393 and encodes 1130 amino acids. The transcript has 10 exons. The record is from RefSeq and is a predicted model, not a curated record. Gene Ontology annotation, biological process: transmembrane transport. Gene Ontology annotation, cellular component: membrane.
AUGGAAUCUGUCCCCCGAGAAAUCAGUGCUCCUCCCUCUGCUAAGGAGGGUGCUGUUGAGGCCGAAUCUGUACACAAGGAGGAGGUAGUUCCAAGUUUGACACACCGCAAGAGCAGAAAGGAGAAGAGGCUCUUGCUAAAGCAGGACCUUUCAAUUGUCUUGCUGCUCUUUGGCUGCUACUGGUUUGCGUACUUGGAUCGCGGUGCCCUCGGAAAUGCUCGAAUCAUGGGGUUUCAGACAGACCUUGGCUUGUCUGGCAGUCAGUUCUACAACUGCCUGAUGAUGUUCUAUGUCGGAUACCUGAUAUUUGAGCUACCUGCAGCAUUGGCACUGCGUGUUUUCUCUCCAAAUCAUGUCUAUGGCGUUGCAGUCAUCAUAUUCGGUGUCCUUGCAGCUUCCAUGACGGCCGUCAGAACCUAUGCGCCGAUCAUGGUUAUCCGACUCCUUCUUGGUCUUUCCGAAGCGACGAUACAGACCGGUUUCCUCUUUCUGACCCUGUGGUAUCGGCCAGAGGAGGUCACGACCCGUGCCGCCUUUUACUUUCUCGCGACGCCUGUGGCCGGAGCCACCAGCGGACUGAUCGCAUACGGAGUGCAACGCAAUCUCGACGACAAGCUCGGAAGAACCUCCUGGGAGUGGUUCUUCUUGAUUGAGGGUGUUCUUACCAUCGCUUGGGGGAUUCUCGUUUUCUGCCUCUUGCCCAAACUUCCAGAGACCGUUGCACACAAGGGAAGUGUUCUCUUCCGGGAUCCGCAGGAGCGAAAACUCAUCCUCGACCGAACGAUCGCUGCCCGUAACACCCCAGAUGCUAAACCGCGCAUGUUCCAAGCAUGGUGGGCGCUCAAGGAUCCCAAAACCUGGCUCUUUGCCCUGGGGCUCGCUGCUGCGUCUCUGGAUGUCGCCGCGUUUGGGGCUUUCCUGCCCACGUUCAUCCGUCAAUUCGGCUUCUCUCCCUUGGACACGCAACUGUACAGCAUUAUCCCUUACGCCUUUGCCACGGUCACCCUGCCGACCGUGUCCAUCUUGGCCGAUCGCACACAAAAGAGAGCGAUACCGUUCCUGAUCUGCAUGAGCACCUCGGUGGUUGGAUUCGUUGUGGUGUUGGCCACCACCAACAAAGUGGCCCUCGUCGUCGGCUGUUCUUUGAUUGCCGCCGGCUGCUAUCCAGCCAUUGUGGUCUGCGCAACGUGGUCCUUGAACAGCCAUGGAGGCUACACGAAGAAAAGCACGGCCUGGGCGGUGACCCAGGUCUUCACCCAGUGCUACAGCAUCAUCGCAACGCAGAUCUACGAUAACCCGCCACGCUACUUCAAGGGCCACGGCAUUCUUCUGGGCCUUAACCUGCUGGGUGUGGUUGCAGUCGUGGUUGCUUACCUCAUGAUGAAAAGAGAGAAUAGGAGGCGAGACCUGGUCGCUCAAGACUAUCUUGCACGAGGCGAGCGUAACCCUGACGCCGACAAAGCUUACGAAGAGUUGUGUGAUUAUCACCCCGAUUUUCGAUAUCCUCUUAAAGCACAGCUCGUUCGGGAAAUCGCAGGCCUUCAAGAGCAGUUACGAGCCGGUGGUACUCAACAUUCUUCCACCUCUGUCUCCAGUGAACAUCAACACCACCGUGCGGUGCCGAAGUCUCCGCAGAACCAAGAAGAAGGCGGCGUUGUCGCUGCGGUUUCACAUUUACAAUCUGUCUCCCAGGCGCGGCAUGACGCCCCUCUGGUCUCACAUUUACAUUCUGCCUCCCAAGCACAGCCUGACGCCGCUCUGGCUUCACAUACUCCCUCGUUAAGCAGUCCGGCAGUCGGCUCAGCACCAGUGAUCGACUUACCAAGUGUCCCGAGAGCAGUAACCGAUGGUAGCUUUCAGGUGACACAGCCAACACUACAGAUUGAACAGAUUCACACACGAAAGAUUCACGACUGUUUCAGACUCUUCUUCGCCCAUUACGAGCCCUUCAUCCCUGGCUUAUUCGAUCCCAACGUGUCUCCUGAGGAAUACUAUGAACAAUCUCCAUUUCUGUUCUGGUCAAUCGUUGCGACUGGUGCGCGCAGAUACACUCAAGAUCCAACACUCUUUCAGCGGGUCGUAUCACAGGUCCUACAGAUUGCACUAGGCACGCUCUUCUCGCAGACCAAUCCGAUUCCAGCGAUUGAAGCGGUCUUGAUUUUAUGCCUUUGGCCAAUUCCGCAGAAUACAAUGUUUCACGAUUCUUCCCAUCCACUCGCAGGAAUCGCCAUGCAACUCGCGGUGCAGAACGGCCUCCACAUAUUUGGUCGCGAGCAAGACUACUCGCGUCAGAACAUCAAUGCCGCUGACAGUAAGGUGUCUUUCCGCUUCCGUCUCUGGGUCCACUGUGUUAUCAUCUUCCAGAACACGAAUUUCAUCAAAGGCUUUCCCUGCUGGUCCGUCUCGGAAUUCAACAACGCUGAAUCCAACCUGCUUCUCGAGCACAAUCUUUCGCCUUCAUUGCUCUAUCGUUACAAGCUUCAUAAAGUGCAAACGGACGCCGUCCGAACUAUCGUCCAAAGCACCCAGCUCUUGGAAUCAGACUGCGGACGACCAUUGAGCUCCCUCAUCGACAUAUUCGAUACACAACUCAGAGCACUGGUCCCUGCUUCAGACAUAGGACUUGAUGUCAUUCUGCAAACUUGCACCCGCCUAGCCAUCAGAGCAUUUCACUUUUUCGCAACACCGGACACUGCGCGGACAGCUGGACUUGUGCAACUUUACACCUUGUCCUGCAACGUGCUCGACAUGAUGCACGAGUUUGACCUCGCCAACGAUUUUGUCCUCUAUUCAACCCACUGGCUGUCCAUGAUGGUGCUUAUGGCGGCAAUGAGUAUCCUCAGGGUUGCACGGAGCGAAAUUCGAAGUCAUGUGGAUUUGGAGCACGGCGAGAAUGCGUACUUCAAGGCCAUCAACCUUUGCAAAAGGCGCUCUGCUGAAAACAACGAUUUGGACUCAAGGGGUACUAUCAUUCUGUCCCAACUCUGGUCCAAUGAUAGCAUUUUCCGUAAACAUGACGGUACUCUGAUAGGAGACCGACUGCGACUGCGAAGCCGACUGUUUACGAGCGUCAUGUUCGACACACUAUGGCACUGGAGGGCAACUUUCGGCAAUUGGAAAGCGAAUCCUUACAAAGCUGACGAUGAUGAAACAGUGCCACAGUCGACCACGGCUGACCAACCGCCUGCAGCCGCUUUUUGGACGCCAACCUCGCUCUUCACAAGUAUCCCUCCAGGUCUUCAACCGGACUUCUCAUCAACCCCUUCGGCGCGCAAUCUCUCAACACUUCAGCCCCCGAUGUUUGACCUUGAUGCCUUUGACGUGUUUCCAGACUGGGAAUGGGCCGCCGAGUUGCCUCUAGAAGGCGGCGUCGAUCUCGAUCCAACACGCUGA